Styela clava is the source of this 3104-nucleotide messenger RNA. Lineage: Eukaryota; Metazoa; Chordata; Ascidiacea; Stolidobranchia; Styelidae. The record is from RefSeq and is a predicted model, not a curated record.
GUCUACGGGAUGUGGAGAGGUGCAUGAUAACAUUCAAAUGGUUCUUUGAACAUCAGGAUGUUAUUUUUGACCAUAUUGAAAAAGAAGUUGAAGAAUCUUGUAAAAAGGCACAAAAACCAAUUCCUGAAAUCAACAGAGAAAUCCGAAUAAUAAUACAAACUGUUGGAGUUUGUUACCAUGCAUCACUUGAUGAUAGACAAGCUUUUCGAAACGUUUUGGUAGAGAAUCUUGCAAUAGCAAAUGUUAAUGAAAGUUACAUAAACAUGGAGCUCACAGCAUGUCAGUCUGUGUUUUUACGCAACAUAAGAAUAGGAGAUAACAUCGCUUGCAAUCAAGCUCUGAAAGAAAAUGUUUAUAUGAUGGCCAUCUGUGCUGAUAUGAAAAUUCCAUUGUUCUUGAUUGGCAAACCAGGAAGCUCAAAGUCAUUGGCAAAAACAAUUAUAACCAACAAUAUGCAAGGGCAGACUUCACAUGCACCUUUGUACAGAAACUUGAAACAGAUUCAUAUACUUUCAUACCAAUGUAGUGCACUCACUGAUGCAGCAGGAAUCAAAAGCGUUUUUAAGCAAUGUGCUCAGCUGCAAAAGAAACAGGAUUUGAAAACGUUUACUGCUGUUGUAGUUUUGGAUGAAAUCGGUCUUGCUGAAGAUUCUGCUAACAUGCCACUGAAAGUUCUUCAUCCGCUUCUGGAGCGUCGAAGUACAGAUCUAAUUACUGUUUUACAACCUGAUGAUGAAAGAGUUGGGUUUGUUGGAAUCUCCAAUUGGGCUCUGGAUCCUGCAAAAAUGAAUAGAGGAAUAUUCCUGACAAGAAGUAAACCUACUGAACUUGACUUAAAAAAGACAGGAAAAGAUAUUGUUCAAAAUACCAACUUAUGGAGAAUCAAUAAAGACAUUUUUGAAUCUUUGACAGAAGCUUAUCUGGAAGUUUACAAUGAAGUUCAGGAAAAAGAAUAUUUUGGGCUGAGAGAUUAUUAUAGCCUCAUGAAAAUGCUUUGCCACAAGCUUGCAACUGUUAAAAAAAAUGAAAUUAGCUUUGAAGAUGUUGUUUAUGCCGUUCUUCGAAAUUUUAGUGGAGGGCCCACAGGAGUUCAUGAUACAAUUAUAGAAAAAGUCUUCAAUGUAUUUAAAGAACAAAGUGGCGAUAGCACUCUUGCAAUUCCUAAUAUUCCCUUGCAAAAUAUGAUUUGCGAUAAUCUUAGUGAAACAGAAAGCAGAUUUUUACUUCUUCUGGCUAACCAGUUUUCAGUUGUCCACUUGUUAGAAUAUUGCAUUAAAAAUAAUAAUAGAGGAUUUCAUGUUGUGUUUGGUUCGAGUUUUCCAGGAGAUCACAGUUACACUGAAAUAUGUAGAAAUAUAAAUAGAAUUAAAGUAUGCAUGGAAACUGGAAAAACUGUAAUUCUUCUCAACAUGACCGAAAUACACGAAUCACUCUAUGAUGCUCUUAACCAACAUUUUGUGACAUUAGGGGGACAAAAUUAUGUUGACCUUGGUCUUGGAGGCCACAGGGUCAAAUCCAGAAUUUCCAAAGAUUUUAGACUAAUUGUUAUUGAGAAAAAAGACUGCGUCUUUCAUAAAUAUCCAAUACCAUUGAUAAAUAGGCUUGAAAAACACCAUUUCAACUCAGAAAGUCUUUUGGAUGAAGCUUCAAGAAUUGAAUCCGAAGAGUUAUCCUCGUGGGCUUCAAAUUUUACCAAGUUGAAAAAAUCGACAUUUGUCGAAAGCGAUGCAUUUGUUGGAUUUCAUGAUGAUACAAUUAGUUCUGUUGUUCUGACCACAGAUUUUACUAAUGAACUUGAAUGUGAGCAGUCUUAUUGUCCGUACAAAUUUACUCUUCUGCAGUCUUGUUCAAUGGAUGCAUUGUUGAGGUUGAACAAUUCAAGUCUAUGUACUGCUGAAGUGGAUAUGGCUUUGGAAGUUUACUUUAAGCAACAAUGCCAUGACAGACUUGUUGAUGUAUUGAAUAGAUGCAUUGAAGAAAACCAGAAACUUUCAUGUAUGGAGAUUAUUUCGUACUCAAGCAUAUUGUCUGGAAAUGAUAAAUAUGUUCUUGAACAACAACUUGGAAAUAAAGAUGUUAAACCAAUAAUAACACGUUGGUCACUUCAACUUUUCCAUACACAACAAGAAUAUUCUGAUAAGCUCGAUGUUUUUUUUAAUCAGUGCAGUAAACCCAUUGAAAGUUGCACCAAAAGCGUCCAUAUUCUGCUUGUUCAAUGUGCGCAGGCACAAAUAAAUAGUUCUCUUAUAGCUUGUGCACAACAUUGUUUGACGAAUAAAUUACUGGAGUUCAAAAAUAAAUCAAAUAAUAAUUCUAAUGUCACUGUUGUCAUUGCAAUGUUGUUAUCAGUUGAGAGAGAAUGCAAAUUGGGAUCAAAAUCUGAAGCACUUGUACUGCAACAUACACAAGAAUUCAAUAUCAUUUAUGUGGAUGAGCUCCGUCCUACUGACCACCACCUUGCUCCAGCUAGCAAGUUUUUAGGCAAAUCUUUGUCAGAAGUAUUUGAGAUUGGCAAGCAAGAGCUAGAAUUGAAGAAUGAAGAAGUACUUGUGAAUAUGAAGUCUCUCCUAAGUGAUAGUGUAUGUGAAGCGGUGGCAAAAGUAGAAAGCGAAAAAAAACAGAGCAAUAGAUACUUCAAGCGUAUUGAAAUACUGAAAAAAUUGUUUUUGGAAAAUAAAGAUGCCAAUAAAUAUUUCUGCAAACUUCUGCUUGAUAAAAUGGUAACUGUUUUGUUGGAAAAACAUGAACAAAAUGAUAAUAAAGAUUGGAUUGAAUCAGAAGCUUUGAACAGAGAAAACUUGCAAGAGGGAGGGACAUUCAGAAAAACUAUCUGGCUUUGUUUGAAGAAGCAUGCCGCUCGCAUUCUUGCAUGUGUUGUUAGUGUCAUUGAUCGAGACAAUAACAUGGAUCUUAUUGAAAACGAAUCUGUCGCUCCCUGGUUAACCAACAUGUGGUUGAGCAUGUUCGAGCUACUAGACAUAACCUGGACAGAUGUGACUAAAUCAGCAAAAUUCACCAUACCCGGAUCAAUGUAUGCUAACAAAUGUUGUCAAUUGCCAUUCAGCUUUAUAUCAUUGAUUUUCUCAAUACAGAAUAUGCUUUAG